This is a messenger RNA of Adineta ricciae, 423 nucleotides long. The record is from the annotation of a GenBank genome assembly. Lineage: Eukaryota; Metazoa; Rotifera; Eurotatoria; Adinetida; Adinetidae.
AUGGUAUCAUCUCAACUGCUCAUAUCAUUUAUUCUACUCUCCUGCUGGAAUUUGUUUGAUUUCAGUCAAGGAUACAAUCAGUGUAGUAUUCGAGAAAAGUUAUGUUCAAGUACAAAAGCAAGAUUGUUGGUGUUGACUUGGUGUUGCGAAGAAAACGAAAAAUGUGCCAAUACAUAUUCGAAGUGUAUUCUUCCAUCAAACGAUCAUUCAACAGCUAGAAGUUUUUCGAUCACGAUUCUUAUCGUUUCUAUCUGUAUCGCCGUAUGCACUAUUUCAUGUUUGCAACGACAAUCUCGACGCGUUUUUCUUUCGCGUCAAACAGUGUAUGAACCUGUCGUCGCGAUUAAUUGCAUCCUAGCUCCUUCAGUUGCCGAACAAUUACCACCAUCAUACGAAGAAGCUAUGAAUAGCGGUGCUCAAUAA